This is a messenger RNA of Colletotrichum truncatum, 1740 nucleotides long. Its product is annotated as general amidase. The record is from RefSeq and is a predicted model, not a curated record. Lineage: Eukaryota; Fungi; Ascomycota; Sordariomycetes; Glomerellales; Glomerellaceae.
AUGUCAUUGCACCAAGAAGCUUCCUGGGUGUCCAUUGCUAGCCGCAAACAGGCCGAACGAGCCAGCCGCAUCCCUCCAAAAUGGCAUAUAUCGCCCAACGUCAUUCCGCGAGACCCUCCUCGGCUUCAGGAUGGACCUCAAAAGGUCCUAGACAUCCCCCCUCGCUUCCUCUCGCAAGAAGAGGUUUCCAUCACAGAAUCAUACAACGUCCCAAGUCUCCUCCAGGCAAUCUCAUCCCGCAAGCUUUCGGUUACAGACGUUACAAAAGCUUUCUGUCAUCGCGCGGCUAUUGCGCAGCAACUCACAAACUGCCUCACUGAGCCUCUUUUCGAUUCUGCUAUCCAACGUGCUGAAUAUCUGGACCACUAUCUCCGCGAAAAUGACAAAACCCUCGGUCCUCUUCAUGGCCUUCCAAUCUCUGUCAAGGAUACUUUCAACAUUGCCGGCGUUGACUCGUCAAUGGGCCUCGCGUACCUCUGUCACAAACCCGCUGAGCAAAACGCGCCGCUAGUCGACCUGCUGCUAUCCCUGGGGUGUGUCAUUAUAGCGAAAACCAACAUCCCACAGACCCUCGCAAGUCUUGACUCGGUAAACAACGUCUUCGGGCGCACGAUGAACCCUAUUAACAGAAUGUGUACCGCUGGCGGCUCAUCUGGAGGCGAAGGCGUCAUGGUUUCUAUGAAAGGUUGCAUGAUCGGCAUUGGUACCGAUAUUGGUGGAAGUAUCCGCAUUCCUGCUAUGUGCAAUGGGGUUUAUGGGUUCAAGCCAUCGAACGGGCGCCUACCGUAUGGUGGACAGGUUCUGACUGGUAUCGAGGGCAUGAGUCGCACCUCUAUCCAAGCUGUUGCCGGGCCAUUGGGUCGGAGCGUUGAGGAUAUCGAUACUCUGUUGCGGGAAGUUAUCCCUCGCGCUACACUUUGGGGAGAAGAUUGUAUGCCUGCUUCCUGGUCGCCAACUCCACGAAACACACGGGCUUCAGGCAGCGGUAAAAAUGGAGAGCUUGUCGUUGGCGUACUUCGAAGCGACGGCAACUGCAGUAUCCACCCGCCCAUCGCGAACAUGUUGGAUGAAGUCACAUUGUCCCUCUCGCUGAAGUCUAACGUCAAAGUGGUACAGCUCGAUACUCCAAGGGCGUGGACAAAAGCGCAGUCUGUAAUGAACAAGCUCAUGGGCGUCGACGGUUCGGGUCCAAUGGCCGAUAUGAUUGAAGCUACUGGAGAGCCACUUGUCCCAUGGACGAAAGCAAGGUUCAAGCGGGGACAGCCACUAUCACUAACGCAAGUAGCGGAAUUACAAGCACAAAGAUCUCGGCUCGAACAAGAGAUGCUGAAAAUAUGGGUUGAGGAUGACGUUCAAGGACGACGUAAGCAAAAGAUUGACGCUAUCAUCUGUCCUGUGGCACCGCACCCUGUGCCGCCUAUUGAAGGGUACAACGCCGUCGGUAUGACGAGUAGUUGGGUACUUUUGGACUACCCUGCUGGAACGAUCCCUGUGCGUCAAGUGCAGGAGAGCGAUCUUCAGCUUGGCUCCCCUCAGGGAGGCAAAGUGUUAAGCAGCUGGGACGAGAGAGCUCGUGAUCUAUGGGACGAGACCAAAAUAGAUCGGCGUCUCUACCUAGGAACGCCGUUAAGCGUCCAAGUCGUGGUGCCAAGGCUACGGGAUGAGAAACUAGUGGAAGUUAUGGGUUGGGUAGAUGAAGCUUGUAGAGCCAGCCACGAGAGUAAAAAGGCGAAGCUGUAG